UACCUCCAAACACGCAAUAGAAGACUUAUUGUUGGUUUUUGGUGUUUGGUAUUGACUUUUUGAGUUCAACUUUGGCAACCAAAAAACUUAAUAUAAUAGUACUUUUUCCUCCUAAGAUCACCAUUUUAUUAUAUCAAAUGAAUUUUUAGAAGUUGAAGAGGUGAAAUUUAAUGGUCAUUUAAUUAAUUAGUAAAUUGGAAAAAUAAAUCUCCGCUUCCUCUACCGGAUUUGGUGUUCGGCCUCGCCUCCUGCGCCGUCGAAAUGAUGCACACCGGCGCCGCCGCCACCUGCGAUCUGGAUCGAUUCGGCGUCGUUUUCAGGUCUGGCCCUCGCCACUCGGACUGCGUAACCUUCGCUGCCAACAAGUUACGUUCUGAUGUCCGAAAUCCUGGCUGUGUUGAUCUCCGUUCAAAUUUUAACAAGUCUCCGUCUCAAGUGUCUUUGUUUUUGUGUUCUGACUCCACCAAUAGAAGAAAUAGCCUGCUUUGUGUGAACCCCUCUGGCAGGAGAAACCUAGGUGGUCGAGCUUCUUAUUCUGUGGAGACAGGUGCUUAUGAUGUAGCUGCCUUACAACCUCCUACGCAUGUUGCAGAAGAAAAAGUUGGCGUGCUACUUCUCAAUCUAGGAGGACCAGAGACAUUGAAUGACGUUCAACCUUUUCUGUUUAAUCUUUUUGCUGAUCCUGAUAUCAUUCGUCUUCCAAGAUUGUUUAGGUUUCUCCAGCGACCAUUGGCAAAAUUGAUUUCUGUGCUUCGAGCUCCUAAAUCCAAGGAAGGGUAUGCUGCUAUUGGUGGUGGCUCUCCUUUACGCAAAAUUACAGAUGACCAGGCACUUGCAAUCAAAAAGGCUUUGGAAGCAAAGGGCCUCUCUUCAAAUGUGUACGUGGGGAUGCGAUACUGGUAUCCAUUCACCGAAGAAGCAAUUCAGCAAAUUAAGAGGGACAGAAUAACAAGGCUUGUGGUACUACCACUUUAUCCCCAAUUUUCUAUAUCCACAACUGGAUCAAGCGUCCGUGUUCUUGAGCAAGUAUUCAGGGAGGAUGCCUAUUUGUCUACUCUUCCUGUUUCCAUUAUAAACUCUUGGUAUCAACGAGAAGGUUACAUCAAGUCAAUGGCUAACUUAAUUGAGAAAGAGCUCCAGAGCUUUUCUGAACCAAAAGAGGCGAUGAUAUUUUUCAGUGCCCACGGUGUACCUGUCAGUUACGUCGAGGAGGCUGGGGAUCCAUACCGAGAUCAAAUGGAGGAGUGCAUUUUCUUGAUCAUGCAAGAGUUGAAAGCUAGAGGAAUUAGUAAUGAGCACACUCUUGCUUAUCAGAGUCGAGUGGGUCCUGUACAGUGGCUGAAACCAUAUACGGACGAAGUUCUUGUUGAGCUUGGCCAGAAAGGUGUAAAGAGUCUUUUAGCUGUUCCAGUGAGCUUUGUGAGUGAGCAUAUUGAGACCCUUGAAGAAAUUGACAUGGAGUACAAGGAACUGGCUCUUGAAUCUGGCAUCAAGAAUUGGGCACGUGUACCUGCCCUUGGUCUUACCCCUUCCUUCAUUACAGAUUUGGCUGAUGCAGUAAUAGAAGCUCUCCCAUCAGCAAAAGCAAUGUAUCCACGGAUCAGCACUUCUGAAGAUGCUGAUCACGACCCUGUCAAAUAUUUCAUCAAGUUAUUCUUUGGUUCAUUCUUGGCAUUCAUCUUGUUCUUGUCACCCAAAAUGAUCAUGGCAUUCAGGAAUCAUGUUAUUUAGAAGGAAUAAAUUCUGCUAGCUGAAUUAGAUACGCAAAGCAUAUAGAGAUGAAUCUGUUGGUAGCAAACAUGGUAUACUUGGAUUUUUUCUUUUUGGCUUUAGUUUCUCUCAUUCCAACCUCUUCUGUAUACACAACACAGCUAUAGAAGAAGCGAAUUUUCUCAUAAGGGAAACUUGCACAUCGGCUUAAAGAAUAUUCGAAGAAUAAUUGACACAGGUAUCUGUUUUAGAGCAAAGAAGCAUUCACUCGAUCUCGGAUAUUAGACCCCCAACAAGUUAUUGAUUUUUGUAUAUUGUUUAAACCUUGUCUACAUUUUAAAUUUUGGCACAAACUGUUUGAUCAACUACUUUGUAUUCAGUUUAAUGUUAGAUUUAUGUCUCUGCUUAUCCAGAUACCGAGAUUAAUGUCAUGCUAUUUUUAUGCUGC
This is a messenger RNA of Vigna unguiculata (cowpea), 2158 nucleotides long. It is a transcript of the gene FC1, whose product is annotated as ferrochelatase 1. Gene Ontology annotation, biological process: heme biosynthetic process. The record is from RefSeq and is a predicted model, not a curated record. Gene Ontology annotation, molecular function: protoporphyrin ferrochelatase activity. NCBI's taxonomy places the organism in Eukaryota, Viridiplantae, Streptophyta, Magnoliopsida, Fabales, Fabaceae. Gene Ontology annotation, cellular component: mitochondrion.